UUUUUUUAUAGAUUUACCAACCACCACAAACCAACCACAAUUACCAACAACCACCACCACCAACCAACCACAAUUACCAACAACCACCACCAACAACAACCACCAACAAUUUCGAUUUAAAGCUUUCGUGACUGCAGGGAUUCAUCUUCUUGGUUCUUUCGGUAAAGUCACGUAGAAGGGAAAUAAUAAAAUAAUAAAAAUAAAACAUAAUAAAAUAAUUCUCACGACGUUUCGGCCACAACGCAAGCAGCCGUCCUCAGGUGAAGACCAGGUCUGUCGGGGAGACAGCAACAUCACCGUCGCCCAAGCGACAUUCAAGCCAACACCGCCCCGCAGGCGUGGAGAACGAGGAGGAGGAGGGAACUGAGAUGAUAAAGACGACCCGUGCCAGGCGAGGAGGGUGGUCACUACCGUCGGACCUCAGCCACCGACCCCAGCAUCCUCAUCCUGCUGCCACCACUCCACCACCACCACCACAGCUGCUGCUCCUGCUGCUGCUGCUACUCCUGCUGCAUCUUCCCCUGCUCCUUGCGUCUCCUGCGAAGAGUAGUCCCGGCAGAGAGUGGAGGAGAGCCCAGAUCAUGGACGUCAAAGCAGACGGGCGCGUGGGGAAGUCGACCCCAGCGGUGGGGUACACGGAGGAACAGAUGGAUGAGCAGCAGCAGCAGCAGCAGCAGGCGACGCGUCUCAAGGUGGCGUCACGGGAGGUCGUGGCGCUGGUGAACGAGGAGCAGGGCUGGGUGCUGGCAGCACGCGGAGCCGCUCUGGAGGCGAGGAAGUGCCACCCAGACGGUCCUCAGCCUCCCGGCUCCAUGGCCACGUUGUACCGCUACAAGAGCUCGAACCCGACCGAUGGGUGCGACUUCGUGUCCCUGGGCUUCGGGCAGAAGAUGCUGUGCGUGGGACCGCCUGCAGAGCACCCCACCGUCACACUCAAGGAGCGUGAGAGCCCCGAGACGGUGAGCUCGCUGGACAAGGAGUCGUGGCGCUGCGUGUUCCUGCGGCGUGGCAGGAGGCACGGCACGGAGCUGGAGAGCGCCGCCUUCCGCGGGAGUUUCCUCAGCGUCCCCAACUACGGGGCCGUGGGCCUGCAACCCCGCGUCGCCGGCUCCGUCGCCGUCGAAUCCGACUCGAACCCCUGCCUCUUCAACUUCGUCGCGGCCGUGCGACGGUGACGACCACGAUCGGUCGUGGACGGCGCCGUCUCUUCGCGUGUUCCUCCGCCAAGACGGCGACGACGGCUCCCUGUUCCUCUGGUCGGCAGCAAUUUGUUUUCUCCCCGAGGUUUCGUCGGCAUCGCGGAGAAAACCCCGAGGAAGGGUCACGACCGGGGAAAAUCCUCGCCGCGAGCCCACGGAAAGCGGAGAUCGGAGAGCUACCUCUGGCCCCCGUGCUCGGGUUGAGCGGGGGCAGCCCGCACCUCUCACACCUCGGCCUACCGCGGGAGAGUCAUUGGGUGUCGGUGUCGACUGCAGGCGUUUUUGUUUUUACUUGCGACGUCCGCCCGAUGCUCGUGGUCGUGAUCACGCUUCGUAAAAAAAAAAAUGCUCGGAUACGAAACGAAGCUUUCGUGUAAAGUUGCGUCGCUCUUAGGGACACGCCGUGGUGGCAAGGCAUCAUCUUCCUCGCCUGGUAUGCAGGAGGUCGUGGGUUUGAUCCCGACCCUGACGCCUGCUGCUGUAUAUUUGCAGUCUGCGUCUCUCUCAUCAUCAUCAUCACUGUGGUUCGGAGAUGUUAUUUCCCUUGCCUGGUGUACAGGAGGUCGUGGGUUCGAUCCCGAUCCCGACGCCUGCUGUAUAUUUGGAGUUUGCGUCUCUCUCAUCAUCAUCGUGGUGGCUAGAUGUCAACUACCUCGCCUGGUCUACAGGAGGUCGUGGAUUCGACCCUGACGCCUGUUGUAUAUUUGGAGUUUGCGUCUCUCUCUCUCAUCAUCAUCAUCACGGUGGCUAGGAGAUGUCAACUACCUCGCCUGGUGUACAGGAGGUCAUGGGUUCGAUCCCGUACCCGACGCCUGCUGUAUAUUUGGAGUUUGCGUGUCUCUCUCUCUCUCCGUGGUCGUGUGUAUUUUUCUCCUGGUCCUCCGGUUUUUCCCUCCACAUUUCGAAUCGACGUCACGCGUUUAGAGUAUUUGGGCGCUAUAAAUGUUCACGUGACAUGAGCCACUUCGUUGAGUUGUCAUUUGUGGCCACGUUGCUUCUGAAAAAAGAGCUGCAUAAGCUCAGUGGACCUUACCUGGGAAAAUUAAAAAUAAAAAUAG
Lethenteron reissneri (Far Eastern brook lamprey) is the source of this 2257-nucleotide messenger RNA. RefSeq lists its product as uncharacterized. Lineage: Eukaryota; Metazoa; Chordata; Hyperoartia; Petromyzontiformes; Petromyzontidae. The record is from RefSeq and is a predicted model, not a curated record.